Molecule: messenger RNA, 827 nt
Organism: Bombyx mandarina (wild silkworm)
Lineage: Eukaryota; Metazoa; Arthropoda; Insecta; Lepidoptera; Bombycidae
Cellular component (GO): extracellular region
Molecular function (GO): chitin binding
Source: RefSeq, a predicted model, not a curated record
AUGUCAGAGUUAAUUGUGAAUUCAGCGAUUGCCUAUCGCACAACGAACUUCGACUGCGGUCCGUAUGGAUUUAUUUGCGAGCCAAAUAAUAAAGUGAGGCUAUGCGAGGGAGACAACAUAAUUGGCCCUGCGUUCCUUUGCCCGCCAAACACAGUGUGCAACGAAGAUUCCAGCGACGUGUGUGAGAACACCGUUAACUAUAUAGAUCCUGGCUUCAAUAAAGCGGUACGUUGCCAUCGGAACGAGAGGAUCGCAGAUCCGAGCGUGCCCGGCUGCAAAGGAUACAUCCUCUGUAUUCCAAACAAAAGUCGCUUUCAAGGCAUAAAAUUCAAAUGCUCUGGCAAUACGAUAUUCAAUGGCUUCACAAGGACUUGUUCAGCGCCGACUAAAUAUAGAUGUCCUCUAUUAAACUCUACGAAGAACGGACUCGAAUUAUUUAACGAAAACAGAAGAAUCGAUACGUAUCAGGGAAAUUUAAAGAACAGAAAUUCCGAAAAUCCUGCACAAAAACCAAAACCAAUCGAAUGCAGAAAUUAUAAAUUUUCAGUUACGCAGGAUAGUGUUCCCGUAAAAGCGACUUACUUCUGUCCCUCGCGGCCUGUUGUAGGCGAAAAUUCAGUACGAUGUACUAUAUUUUCCAAUCAGUUUUGUAUUACCCUAGAAAGAGAUAGCGAAGAUCAAUUUUUACACAGAACUGGAGUGGCAUAUCGAAAGCCAAGAAUGUGAUGUUUGAAACAAAACUACCGCUGUUACUGACUAUUGGUUUACAACCUACCACUAAAUAUAUGUGAUGAUUAGACGCACGCAAUAUGAACAAAAUAAGCCAA